This is a messenger RNA of Rhagoletis zephyria (snowberry fruit fly), 6195 nucleotides long. It is a transcript of the gene Ca-alpha1D, whose product is annotated as Ca[2+]-channel protein alpha[[1]] subunit D. Gene Ontology annotation, biological process: calcium ion import across plasma membrane. Lineage: Eukaryota; Metazoa; Arthropoda; Insecta; Diptera; Tephritidae. Gene Ontology annotation, molecular function: high voltage-gated calcium channel activity. Gene Ontology annotation, cellular component: membrane; voltage-gated calcium channel complex. The record is from RefSeq and is a predicted model, not a curated record.
UUUUGCAAACUGUGUUGCUUUAGCGGUUUAUACUCCGUAUCCGUUCAGUGAUUCCAAUGUGACUAAUCAAGCGUUGGAAAAAAUAGAAUACGUAUUUUUAGUAAUAUUUACGUCGGAAUGCGUUAUGAAAAUCAUAGCAUACGGAUUUUUAUUGCAUGGUGGCUCAUAUUUGAGGAAUGGCUGGAACAUUUUGGAUUUUUUCAUUGUGGUGAUAGGAAUGAUAAGUACCGUGCUGUCAAAUCUGAUGAAGGAAGGAUUCGAUGUGAAAGCGCUUCGAGCUUUCAGAGUUCUACGUCCUUUGCGAUUAGUUUCAGGAGUGCCAAGUUUACAGGUUGUGCUAAAUUCGAUCUUGCGGGCAAUGAUACCACUCCUACAUAUUGCGUUGUUAGUAUUAUUUGUUAUUAUUAUAUAUGCCAUUAUUGGUCUAGAACUGUUUUCGGGAAAGCUGCAUAAAACAUGUCUUCGCCCGGACACAGGCGAGAUAAUGGAGGAUGAGCAUCCCUGUGGUACAGGUUUCCGAUGUCCUGACGAUUAUGUUUGUCAUGAAAAAUGGGACGGUCCUAAUUAUGGAAUAACAAAUUUCGACAACUUUGGUCUGGCCAUGUUAACUGUAUUCCAAUGUGUUACACUUGAAGGUUGGACAGAUGUAUUAUACGACAUACAAGAUGCCAUGGGUAGUACCUGGCAGUGGAUAUACUUUGUUUCAAUGGUUAUCCUAGGUGCUUUUUUUGUAAUGAAUUUAAUUCUUGGUGUGCUGUCUGGUGAAUUUUCAAAGGAACGAACAAAAGCAAAAAAUCGUGGAGAUUUUCAGAAACUUAGAGAGAAGCAACAAAUUGAGGAGGACGUACGGGGCUACCUGGAUUGGAUUACUCAAGCUGAAGAUAUUGAACCAGAUGUGGAUGGUAAUUUAACGCAGGAUGGUAAAACAAAACAGUCCAAUGAGAUAAAUUCGUCGGAUCAAUUGGAAGAAGAAGGCCAGGAAGUUCAAAUAUCUGAGUCGUGGUGGCGCAAGAAGAAGAAAGAUUUGGAUCGUUUAAAUCGUAGGAUGAGGAGGUCCUGUCGAAAGGCUGUGAAAUCACAAGCCUUUUAUUGGCUUAUUAUAAUAUUGGUGUUUUUAAAUACUGGGGUUCUUGCUACAGAACAUCAUCGUCAGCCAUACUGGCUUGAUGAAUUUCAAGAGUAUACGAAUAUAUUCUUCAUUGGACUAUUUACCUGCGAAAUGAUGCUCAAGAUGUAUAGUUUGGGUUUUCAAGGAUAUUUCGUGUCAUUGUUUAAUCGGUUCGACUGCUUUGUUGUUAUUGGUAGCAUUACGGAAACGAUAUUGACUAAUACGGGAAUAAUGCCACCACUAGGAGUGUCAGUAUUACGUUGCGUUCGGCUCUUAAGAGUCUUUAAAGUCACAAAGUAUUGGCGCUCACUUUCAAAUCUCGUGGCUUCGCUUUUGAAUUCAAUACAGUCGAUUGCGUCCCUAUUGCUCUUGUUAUUUCUUUUUAUUGUUAUUUUUGCUCUUUUGGGAAUGCAAGUGUUUGGAGGAAAGUUUAACUUCAAGCCUGAGGAAGAAAAACCACGCUGGAACUUCGAUUGCUUUUGGCAAAGUUUACUCACAGUAUUUCAGAUUCUUACUGGAGAAGACUGGAAUGUUGUAAUGUAUGAUGGAAUACUUGCCUAUGGAGGAAUAAAGACAAUUGGAGCAUUGGCCUGCAUAUAUUUCAUUAUUUUAUUCAUUUGUGGCAACUAUAUACUUUUAAACGUUUUCUUGGCCAUCGCCGUUGAUAAUCUUGCUGACGCAGAUUCUUUAACAACAAUAGAAAAAGAAGAAGAGAUAGAUGAUGGAAAAAAUAACAAGUCACAUAGUCCGACUCCAACUAUUGAUGGUGCGGACGACGAGAAUAUGGAUAUUGAGGUUGAUUUGGGAGGACAUUGUAUAGAUAUGGAUAAGUUAGAUGACGAGACCUUUUCCGAAGAGGAAGAUAACGAGAUCUGCGAUGAAGAACAAGAUGAAUCCCGAUCCGAAGUAACACCGCGAGCAACUGCACGACCCCGGCGACUUUCUGAAAUCAGCAUUAAGAAGACUAAAAAACCAAUGCCACGUGGAAGUUCGUUUUUUAUAUUAAGUAACACGAACAGGUUUCGCGUCUUUUGUCAUUGGCUCUGCAAUCAUAGCAAUUUCGGAAACGUUAUAUUGUGCUGUAUUAUGUUCUCAUCGGCCAUGUUAGCAGCAGAGGACCCAUUACGGUCAGAUGCCGAUCGCAAUAAAGUACUGAAUAAAUUUGACUAUUUUUUCACGGGUGUCUUCACAAUAGAACUGUUACUAAAAUUGAUUUCUUAUGGCUUCGUAUUGCACGACGGAGCCUUUUGCAGAUCUGCAUUCAAUCUUCUUGAUUUACUUGUAGUCUGCGUUUCUCUAAUAUCAAUUCAGUCCAGUUCGAAUGCGAUUUCAUUCGUGAAAAUAUUACGAGUACUUCGCGUUCUAAGGCCUCUGCGUGCCAUUAACCGCGCCAAAGGACUAAAGGGUAAAUUCAGUUCCUGUACAGAUGGAUCAAAAAUGACUAGAGAAGACUGCUUCGGUACCUACUUGUUCUACGAAGAUGGAGAUGUGCAUAUGCCUCGGUUGAAGGAGCGCGUGUGGAUUCUAAAUAAAUUCCAUUUUGACGAUGUAGCAAAAGCAAUGCUAACUCUGUUCACUGUGUCAACGUUUGAAGGAUGGCCUGCGCUUUUAUAUGUAUCUAUUGAUUCAAAUAAAGAAGAUGGUGGGCCUAUACACAAUUUCCGUCCUAUUGUGGCUGCAUAUUAUAUAAUUUACAUAAUUGUGAUUGCUUUCUUCAUGGUAAAUAUCUUCGUCGGCUUCGUGAUUGUUACAUUUCAGAAUGAAGGCGAACAAGAAUACAAAAAUUGUGAUUUGGACAAAAACCAAAGAAACUGUAUAGAAUUCGCACUUAAAGCGAAACCAGUACGGCGGUACAUACCAAAACACGGUAUACAAUACAAAGUAUGGUGGUUCGUCACGUCCUCAUCGUUCGAAUAUACGAUAUUCAUUUUGAUUAUGAUCAAUACUGUGACUCUUGCAAUGAAGUACCAUAAUCAGCCGCCAUGGUAUACAGAAUUGUUAGAUGCCCUAAAUAUGAUUUUUACGGCGGUUUUCGCGUUGGAAUUCGUAUUCAAGUUGGCUGCUUUCCGUUUUAAGAACUACUUCGGGGAUGCAUGGAACGUUUUCGAUUUCAUUAUAGUGCUCGGUAGUUUUAUUGAUAUUGUGUAUUCGGAAAUAAAGAAUAAAGAUAAUUCGUCUCUGGCGUGUGACAUUGUGGAAGGAUGUAAAGCUAAAGCCAAGACUGGGUCAAAUUUAAUUUCUAUAAACUUCUUCCGAUUGUUUCGCGUCAUGCGACUGGUUAAACUGUUGAGCAAAGGUGAAGGAAUCCGAACCCUCCUAUGGACAUUUAUAAAGUCUUUCCAAGCGCUACCUUAUGUCGCCUUGCUUAUUAUAAUGCUGUUUUUCAUUUAUGCUGUCAUUGGAAUGCAGGUUUUCGGGAAAAUAAAUCUUAGCGAUGAUACGGCCAUACAUCGUAAUAAUAACUUCCAAACAUUUCCACAAGCGGUACUGGUUCUUUUUCGAUCUGCUACUGGAGAAGCUUGGCAAGAAAUUAUGAUGUCAUGCUCCACCGAUAAAGAUGUACAUUGUGAUCCAAACUCAGAUGCGCGCAAAGAUUGUGGAUCAAGCAUAGCAUUUCCUUAUUUUAUAUCAUUCUACGUACUUUGUUCUUUCCUGAUUAUAAAUCUUUUUGUUGCUGUUAUUAUGGAUAACUUUGACUAUUUAACACGUGAUUGGUCAAUUCUGGGACCACAUCAUCUGGACGAAUUUAUACGCCUGUGGAGUGAAUACGAUCCUGAUGCGAAAGGUCGCAUUAAGCAUUUAGACGUAGUUACACUUCUGCGAAAAAUAUCGCCGCCUUUGGGAUUUGGGAAAUUAUGCCCACAUCGAAUGGCUUGUAAAAGACUUGUAUCUAUGAAUAUGCCACUUAACUCUGACGGAACUGUUCUUUUUAAUGCUACAUUAUUUGCUGUUGUACGAACCUCUCUCAGAAUUAAAACAGAUGGAAAUAUUGAUGACGCUAAUGCGGAAUUGCGUACAACAAUAAAGCAGAUUUGGAAACGCACUAACCCUAAGCUUUUAGAUCAAGUCGUGCCGCCACCAGGAAAUGAUGAUGAGGUUACAGUUGGAAAAUUCUAUGCGACGUAUUUGAUUCAGGAUUACUUCAGACGCUUCAAAAAACGUAAGGAGCAAGAGGGUAAAGAAGGGCAAUUAGAAAACGCCACAAUUACACUCCAAGCAGGUUUAAGGACGUUACACGAGGUAUCACCUGCACUAAAGCGAGCAAUAUCUGGAAAUUUAGAUGAAUUAUCUGAGGAGCCUGAGCCAAUGCACAGGCGUCACCAUACACUAUUUGGUACAGUGUGGUCAUCCUUCCGGCGACAUGGUAACAGCUUUAGAUACGAUCGCAAAAACCAGAAUUCACAAUUAAAUGGAAAUAUUGGUGGCGCUGAAUCGACACCUCCUGUGGCUGACUCUUCUGAAGCAAAUACCAUGUAUUCUGCCAAUCGUUGCAGUGUAGCUGAUAGUAUAAAUCAUAUUACAAAAAGUAUCAUGCAAGCACGUUUCGGUUCGCAGCCAACCGAAGGUGGCGGUAGUAAUAGCCCUGAUUACCAUGAUUUUAAUAUCCGCGGCGACAUGCGAACGUUUAGUGAAAGCAUAUCGAUGCGUCCACUUGUCAUGAAUAGUGGUAAUGAUGGCAGCACCGUUAUAACUCCCUCUUCAGGCCGUAUUUCCAUACAAGGCAGUCAAAUAGCAGGUGCAGAAGUUUACGAUAAAUGGUAUUCCUGGCCGCGAUCAUGUGAUGGGAACAAAAAUAGGUAGCCCUUAUGAUCCGCAUCCUUCAUCAACUUUAUCUGAGGUCAAUAGUCCAGCCGAAAGCCUCGUUGGAGGGGUUCUGGUUGCCGAGGGUCUUGGCAAGUAUUGUGACUCUGAGUUUGUAGGUCAAGCAACUCGAGAAAUACAGGAAGCUCUAGAUAUGACGCCGGAGGAGAUGAAUAUAGCCGCUCGUGAACUAUUAUCUAAGGAGCGAAGUUCUAGACUUCAAGCACAUGAUCAAUCAUCUUCACAAAAUAUUGCUGAACAACAACAACAUCAGCGGUAACGAACCUUAUGGAUAUUAAAACAACCAGUGGAAAAAACUAUAAUACGAUUAACAGUUACGAAAGACAGAAAGAUCCUACAAAAAUGUCUGAAAGUUCGAAAACUGGUGAAAGUGUCAUUGGCAAUUAACAAUGAUUCUUUUAAUUAUUCAUAGCAUCCGACAAACGACCGAAGUUGUACCACUUACAUUCUUAAUUUACUCAUAGAAAAAAAUGCUCGUAUGAUUUAUUUAUCUCUUUCGAACAUAUGCAUAUCGGCGCUUGACAUGCAAUACCUCAUAUCCACCAAAUGCCUUGUAUGAGGUGGGACAGAAAAACAUUUACUUUGGUUACCCUGUUUCAAUCCCUCCCUACUUCACAAAUUUAAUGGUGAAUAAUUAAAGUAUUUAUUAAGUUCAGUUAGAAAACCAUUCAAAAGCUCUGAGCAAAAUAAGUUUGUUUGCUUAUUUGUGAAAUUUUCGGACUAUCUUAUACCGGGGACAGACAUCUGGUAUUUCUUCAUAGCAUUUCAAAAACACCAUAUGUAUGUCACCAAAUAUUAUAAUAUUCUUCAAAAUACUACGUGAGCAACCUAAUAUUUUUUGAAGAAAGACUAAACCUUUCCGAAGGUUAUAAUUUUGUGGUAUUCUCAUUGUGAAUGGGCAUUUCGCACUGAACAUACACAAAAAUAACAGAUGUCAGCUGCUUAUCUAUCAAAAAAUUAUUGAAAUUUUCAUGCGAUUGAAGCCAAAAGUUUACGCCGGAAAUUUUGAUGCAAUAUAUAGCAAUUUUUGCAUUUUUAUGUUUAUCUGUUGUUCUUCAGAAACAUAUGAUUUGACACUGAAAUACUAGGUUAAUGUCUGUCACUAUGGUAGUGUUUUACAUUUCACAAUAAAAAUUUACCAGAAUGCAAAUACAAGACCCGGUAUUACACUCAGAAGAAGGUGUAGUUAUAGUUACCAAGAUUUGGUUAUAGUGACCAAGUGGCAUAGUUUGAUAUGGCGAAAUAAAUAUCUAGUUCACGAAACU